AGCCACGCCCAUGCUCAGUGCCACGCCCACUAUCUCACUGCCCACUCCUCUGCGGAGCCCCGCCCUCUACUAGGCCACACCCCUCUGCAUAUCCCAGCCCCGCCCCUGACCCACACCCUGUCUCUGAGGCCCCACCUCUCCCAGCUGGCCCAGCAGUUCUGCCAAGGCUCCGCCCAACUCACCGACUGACUCCGCCCCUACCUUGACCCCGCCCCAACCCCUCACCCGCUGCCUACGGUUCCGAGCCCCGCCCAUGCCUGUGACGUCAUAGGUUACCGAGCUGUCAGGGGUCAGCACCCAACUGGGGAACAUUUUCCGGGCAGGCGUGGCGCCCAGCCAGGAAGACGCUGGUGUUGGUCACGUGACACAGACGGGAAGUGAGUGACCCCAUGACCCUCGUGACCCCGCGGCGACCCCGCUCACCCACACUGGCCCGAGCGGGGGCGGGGCCUAAGGAGCCGUUGCUGGUGACAUCACCAGGAACCUUGAUUGACACCUGGCAGCCACCUCCCAUAGGGAAUACGUCAUUCAACCCAGGCUCCGCCCACGGGGGCGGGGACGUGUAUAGAGGUGACAUCACCGCCCUGCCCAGCCCACACGCCACCUGGAAGGAGCCACAAACUCUCAUGUUCCCGCCCCCACCACGUCAAUCACUGCCGGCUCCGCCCACAGAGGGUGGGACACAGGGUGACGUCACCGCUGGAGCCCCGCCCCCUCCCGCAGACGGCCGCGCCGUCUUCCGUGAAAGCCCCGAUCUUGGCCCUGCAGUCGUCAAUCACCGCUGGCGUGUGACGUCAUCUCGCCACCCAGCGGGCUCCGCCCACCGCCGCCUCAGGCUCCGCCCACCGCGGCCUCAGAAAUAACUUUUAAAUAAAAAGAUUCACUAGAGAGAAGGCUCAGCAAUUCAGAGCACUUGGUGUUGUUACAGAGGACCCGGGUUCCAUUUCCAGAAUGCAUGCCAGUUAACCAUUUGCUGUAACUCCAGUCCCAGGCAUCUCCUGCCUUCUUCUCACCUCUGAAAAGAGUAGUUUUUGAAAUAUCGCCCAUACCCUCCUUGCUUCCUGAAGGUAAGAGUUCUUUCUCCUUUCUUCUGUCUUGGCUGUUGGGA
Messenger RNA from Mesocricetus auratus (golden hamster), 1108 nucleotides. Its product is annotated as protein transport protein SEC31-like. The coding region runs from base 390 to 863 and encodes 157 amino acids. The record is from RefSeq and is a predicted model, not a curated record. The transcript is spliced from 3 exons. Lineage: Eukaryota; Metazoa; Chordata; Mammalia; Rodentia; Cricetidae.